Molecule: messenger RNA, 1349 nt
Organism: Fusarium odoratissimum NRRL 54006
Lineage: Eukaryota; Fungi; Ascomycota; Sordariomycetes; Hypocreales; Nectriaceae
Exons: 3
Coding region: 325-807 (160 amino acids)
Source: RefSeq, a predicted model, not a curated record
CAGCCUCAGCCUUGCUACUACUUUCUGACGAUCAACCUCUAUCUUCUGUAUCAUUGAGUUGACCUCUAUCGAUACAUUGUGGGUGGUUCAAUUGUUAUCUUAGAAAUAAACGAAGUGAUACUCCUGACCUAGCGUACAACAUUCGAGCUUCGGAGCGACCGAUCGAGAGCCCUCGCUGUGUCUUGUACACGAUAUUUGGCUCAGCAUCGAAGGAAAAACUAUUGCGAUUGGUCAAGAGUCCCCUCAGACCAACACUUUCCGUCUCCCGCCGACGCUCUCCCUCAGCGGGACCAAAAUUGAUCAUCCUCCACCUGCAUCGCCAUCAUGUCCAACAACGCACCCUCUACCCCCGUCAAGGUGCCCUCCAGCGCCGCAAACCACACACAGGCGACUCUGGAUCCAGAUUUACGCUCACAAAUCAACACAGUGCUUCUGCGCGACGGUCACGUCUCAAAAAUACAAGAUGCUCUUCUCCACGCGCUAAACUCUCAUUCUACAAACUGGCCCACGGCCAUCCAAUCGCAUGCACUUGCUCUGCUGCGCUCCGGCGAAGUGACAACUUUUCCCGCCCUACUGAGUCGCGUGCUCGAAGAUGUCCGGCACGAUUCUGCCCUCAACCCCAUAUCAUCGAGCUCGAACGGAACGAGCGCUAAGCCUGCAACAAACGGCGAUGCCCCGAAGACUAAUGGUGCGGCUGACGCUAAGCCUAGUCUUGCUGUGCCGGAGUCGGUAAUCGAGGAGGCUCUUCGCGUCACCAGGGAGAGCCUAGAAGCUGUUUGCGACAUCGAGGACGAAGGAACCGCUUAAGAUGCGGCUAUCCCUUGAAACAUUUGAACCAAGUCAAGAGGUGAUAGAAUAAUUCUCGUCGCAUCAGAAAAUAUGCCCGGCAUUCUGAAUUACAACAAAACCGAAGACAAUAUCCAAACAAUGCGAGAAGCCCAACAAGGGUUCGAUAACUUGGGUGCUUACUACCAUACACCAGCAAGCCCUACAUACGCAAAACCGGACAAGUCAGGAUACGCCCAAAGAAUAGCUUAACGAGGGCCUUUAUUGAAUAGCAAACUAACUUAUAUUAUAAUGCACAACAAACAUACUCGCACGGGGUGUUGGAAGGGAGACAGGACCCCGAACGCAUGGACACGAGACGAUAACUACGUAUGACACAAAUGAAUAGACAUUACCUUGAUGACUAUCUCUGACGAUUUUGCUACGGUGAAAAAUUAAUGUCUGCCCUUCUUGGCGCCACAAGGCUGAUGUACUUUAUGAAUAUCUCCUACGUGAAGGCGAGAAAUGUUCAUUUCCAGCUGCAGACUGAUGGAGCUCUCAGCUUCAUUGUAUUAAGACGACUG